Messenger RNA from Perca flavescens (yellow perch), 3136 nucleotides. RefSeq names its product family with sequence similarity 102 member Bb (gene eeig2b). The record is from RefSeq and is a predicted model, not a curated record. The transcript has 11 exons. The coding region runs from base 133 to 1272 and encodes 379 amino acids. Lineage: Eukaryota; Metazoa; Chordata; Actinopteri; Perciformes; Percidae.
GUAACUGUUGUGUGUCAACAGCAGCUCUACCAUCCUCCCACACCACAACAGUGUCGGUACUAAACACAAUGGGGCUGUAAUGUCAGCGAGGGGCGAUAUUGGAGCAUCUUCUCAAGAGUACUGAUUCUGUGUAUGGAUUUAAUGAUGAUGAAAAAAAAGAAAUUUAAGUUCAAGGUGGACUUUGAGCUGGACGAUCUCUCGUCGGUUCCCUUCGUCAACGGUGUCAUUUUUUGUAAAGUCAGGCUGCUGGACGGCGGGUUCUCCGAGGAGUCUUCUCGGGAGCCGGUGCAGGCCAACUGUGUUCGAUGGAGGAAACGGUUCUCUUUCCCCUGCAAGAUGAGUGCCAAUGCAGGGACAGGUGUACUGGACCCUUGCAUGUGCCGUGUGUCUGUCAGAAAGGAGCUGAAAGGUGGGAAGGCAUAUGCAAAGCUUGGUUUUGCAGAUUUGAAUUUAGCAGAGUUUGCCGGCUCAGGGAAUACAACCCGCAGAUGUCUGCUGGAAGGCUACGAUACCAAAAAUACUCGCCAGGAUAACUCCAUUCUCAAGGUCAUCAUCAGUACACAGCUCAUGUCAGGGGAUCCCUGUUUUAAAACGCCUCCCUCAACAGCCACAGUGAUCGGGAUCCAGGGUGAUGGAGAGAGCCUGCUGGAGGAGAGGAGGGGAGGGGAUUCACAGAAAGGCUGUUCUGAGAGUCGAGAAGGGAAGUGUCCUGUUGUUUCUGAUGAGCUCGGGGGCUGCGGCCACUCCCGAACAUCCAGCUACGCCAGCCAACAGUCCAAACUUUCAGGAUACAGCACAGGUCACUCCCGCUCCUCCAGCAUGUCAGAGUUCAGCCACCGGAGAAACCAUUCAGUGGGCAGCGCCUCAACGGGCAUCGGCAGCCUCCCAGAACCCAGCGAAGACCGAGACAGAGAGUCCAGACCCUGUCCUGCUCUGCCUGAACACCCGGUCCCCACCACCACCACUAACAACCCAGCGGGCACACCAGUACGGAGCGCCUCGUCCUGUGAACGACUCAACAGACACCCUGUGAAGCAGGACUCCAUGGAGUCUCAGCUAAAAAGAAUGGACGACACGCGGGUGGAUGCUGACGAUGUUGUGGAAAAGAUUCUCCAGAGUCAAGACUUUACACCCAGCCUACUGGACUCCAGUGCUGAAGAGGAAGGCUUGCGUCUGUUUGUUGGCCCUGGGGGAAGCACAGCCCUCGGAAGCCAUCACCUUCCCACCAGGGUUGGUGCUGGAGCGUACGAGCAGGUGGUCAUAAAGCGUUAGACCUGCAGCCUCUCAGAGGUGGACUGACACUGCUUACAUAAAAAAAAAAACUGGAGGCAAGGCUGUGUCAAUUUCACUCUGCAUUCCUACAGCACAACCGUUACCUGAUCAGCAGCACCGUCUCUGACCUGAUCAUUCUGUGAGCAGGUGACAUUACAACAGUGCCCUCCUGUGUCCAUAUCUCCUGUAUGACACUGUAGCUCCCUGAUCGAUUUUUAAGAGUGAGAGGUAAACCAUUAUUAUCUCAGUGUAAACAUACAGAUAUGAAUGAAGUGAAAUGAAACAUUGGCCAGUAACAUACAUUAACAUGUAUAUAACUGAAACGGUGUACUCCUUAUUUUCUGGGUGUAGACUAGCCUCAUCUUUUGGGGUCAACUUUGUCAUGCGGCAUCGUAAUCCAACCCAAUUUUAACUGUUAGAAACCGGAAGAAAACAAUUAAUCUUUCUCUCUAAUGGAGGACACCGGGACAGGCUAUGCGUGUGUAUCAUCAGAACAAACUGAAAUCUACACUGAAGAGGAGUAUGCAAUGCGCUUUCAAUACAUUCCUUUAGUCUCUCAGUGUUUGUUUUGGACUUCCUUUUCAAAUAGGAUGUUGUAUUUAAUAUUAGCCUAUAAGCUGCUAAAAAGUUGUAGUUGUUGGCACUCUGACAACCGUUGGCGUUUUAAAGUUGAGAGUAUUUUACUACAAAGACGAGGCAUCAGACUUAAGCUAUUUGAUGAGUGGACUGUGUGAAUGUGUACGUGUCUGCUAUGUGACAAGACCACUUUUAUUAGUAGUAACCGUUAUCCUGUUAUGUUGGAUGAGUGGAGGGAUGUGACAUGAUCUCUUGUAAGGAAUGCUAUAUUGGUACUUGCAAAAAGAAAAUGGGAGAACAUGACAAUUUGCUUUCUAGUAAUCGUAACAGGUCCUUGUUCUCAUUUGUUUGCGGAGCAAUGUUUUAGAAAAUCCUGCACUAGUAAUCUGCCCUACAAAGGCAAAACACAGCAACAUAUAUGUUCAACACUUUUUGUUCAAAGAGUUUUUUAAUCCAACUUUCUGACUAUACUGAUAUUGGUAAUCCAGUUUCUUGAAUUCAGAUUUUAGUAAACUCUAAAAAUCUUUUCUUUUGACUCUAGUGACAUUCAUGUGCUUUGGUGUGAUUAAGAUACCUUCAGUCUUUCACUAUAUAUUCAUAUUAAUAAUAGAUGUACAGACACCCAGCAAAACGGAUACAUUUAAUUAUCAUAAUUUAAAGACUGAAUAAUGAGAAGUUUAUUUUCGUAAAUAAAAAUAGUUUAAAAGAACAGAAAAGCUGAAAAAACACACUCUGUUGGUACAUACUGUGUUUUCCCCCUAAGUUACUGCUGUCUGCCUUUGUAGGGCAGUUGAUACCGAAAAUAAAAAAGGGGCUUCUGUGAUGGAUAUUCCUAUAGAAGGGCAUAUAUCUAAUGCCAAGCAUUUUAGCUAUGUAUCUAUUGUAUACCUGUGCUUUGCAACUUAACUACAUCUUUCUGAGCUGGCCUGUUGAACAGGAAGCUUACAUCAGUGAACAAAUGGAAGAUCCUGUGACGUACUCACAAUUUUUAAUUAAUGUGUAACUGAAGCAUACUGUCAUUUGUUUCACUUAAGGAUUGUACAGAGGACUAGUUAAGUAAUCCACUGCCAUAAGGAAAAUACUCAGCAGCACCUGUUUUUAAAAAGGCCUAGAGUACUAGUUUUGUGCGUGUAUCUAUACCUCCUAACAUCUUAACUGUAAGAUUUGAGAACAGUCUUAAAACUAGUAUAAUUAACCAAUGCAAUCAUAGUCUCACUAGGGCUGUAGCGAUACACUAAUCUCACGAUACGAUACGAUACAUGAUAUUCAGCUCACGAUACGAUAUAUA